AAAAGAAUUUAAUUAAUUAAUUAAUUUGAUAUAUUCCAUGGGGCUGCCGUCGACAUUUGUCUCGCCGGAAGUCUGUCCUCUGCUUCCAAAUCUUUGCUUCUUCAUUGGAUCCUUCGAUUUGCAUCUGCUCCCCUCUUUUUCUCCACGCUAAGAAAACGUCCUGUCGUUUUCACCCAAAUUCUCUACCUACCCCUCUUACAGAUUCCUCUAUUUCUACCCGUUUACGUAACUAUCUCUGUUUGUAUGUGGUUGGUGACGUGAUUCUAAAGUAUUGAUUCUUUGAUAGUGAUUUAGAUCCUAUCCGCUGCUUGUAUAGUACCUCUUUCUCUUUUAAUCUUUAAUCAAAAUCCCUGGCUCUCAUUCUUUUUUCCGUUGGGUUUCGCAAUAGGACUGUAUGAUCCAUUGCCAUUGAUCCUGGAGAACUAAAUUUCUUGAUUUGGAUUUUUUUUUUUUUUGGAAUUUGAUUCUCUGCAAUUUUUUUUGCUUGAUUUUUAUACUCAGGCACUUUAAAUCUUGGGUUUUUGGACUUUUCAUUUAGUUUUAAUUCGAGUGUAGGUGGUGGGUUUCUCUCGUUUCUGUUAGUGGUAUCAAUUUUACUGAUCGUUCAAUUUUUUUUUUCUUCUUUUUGGUGAUCACUGGAUUUUAGCGUUUAAUUUUGUAUUAAAGCAGCCCAAAUUUUGCAUGAGAGGAAGUGCUUGGAGCUAUUAGAAUUCAAUUUCCAUAAGAGUUGUGGAGAUUUGUUUAAUUGAAUGAAGUGAGAUACAAAAGGAAAAGGCAAUGGCAAGGCGUAGAGGAGACAAGGAAGAUGGUGGACUAGAUAGGCACAUGGGUUUGCUAAAACUGGUGCAGAUUUUAUCUUUUUUGGUUGUUUUUGUGGCGGGUAUAAUUAUGGGCUUGGCAACAAGUUCUCACAUCAGUCAGUACUUCACUUCACAAGCUCGGUUAUUCUUCACUAACAACAUAGCAGCAACAAAAAUCCCAGGUGGUAAUUGCACGAUUUUGAGACCUUGCAAGACAGUUGAUUGUUUGAGUAUGGAGGCUUUUCUUCAUCCCAAGAACUUGACUCAUAGUAUGACUGAUAAGCAGCUUUUUUGGAGGGCUUCUUUGAUGCCAACUAAGGAAGAGUAUCCCUUCGAUAGAUUGCCUAAAGUGGCUUUCAUGUUUUUGACUAGAGGGCCUUUGCCAAUGUUGCCAUUGUGGGAGAGGUUCUUUAGAGGUCAUGAGAAAUAUUUCUCUAUCUAUAUCCAUACGCCUCCUGAAUAUGUGCUCAAUGUUUCAAUGGAUUCUCCAUUCUACAGAAGGCAGAUACCAAGUCAGGAUGUUGAAUGGGGAACCGUUUCACUGGUUGAUGCAGAGAAGCGCCUUCUAGCCAAUGCCCUUCUGGAUUUCUCAAAUGAGCGUUUUGUUCUUCUCUCUGAGAGCUGCAUCCCAAUCUAUAAUUUCCCAAUUGUCUACAAGUAUCUCAUUCAUUCUGAAUAUAGCUUUGUUGAGUCAUAUGAUGAUCCCUCUCGUUAUGGUCGUGGACGCUACAACCGUAAAAUGCUUCCUGAUAUUAAGCUCUUUCAGUGGAGGAAGGGGUCUCAAUGGUUUGAGAUCCAACGGGCUCUGGCUGUUCAUAUAGUCUCAGACACCAAGUACUAUGCUAUCUUCAAGAAAUAUUGUAAGCCUGCUUGCUAUCCUGAUGAGCAUUACAUUCCAACUUAUCUGAACAUGUUUCAUGGGCCGCUUAAUUCGAAUCGCACUGUGACUUGGGUUGAUUGGUCCCUGGGGGGCCCACAUCCAGCAACAUACAGGGGAAUUAAUGUUACAGAAAGUUUUAUACAGUCUAUUAGGAGUAAUGGGACAGAAUGUUCAUACAAUUCAGAGAUGACUUCUGUUUGUUACCUCUUUGCUCGAAAGUUUCAUCCAAGUGCACUGGAGCCCUUGCUUAACCUCACCUCAACAGUAAUGGAGUUUUGAUCUUUCUUUUUCUUUUCUUGGCAGAGGUAUGACAUCAUUUCUAUAAUGCUCCUAGACAUUUGCAGGCGGCUCUAACAAAUUUGUUUAGGCACAAUUGUAUAGUUGAUUUUUUUUAUAGGUCAUUGGGUUCUUGACCAUUAUGAAUUGCCAUUUUUUGAUCAAAUUUUUAGAGUUCUAGCUAGCUUUUCAACGAGAAACAACAACUCAGAAAACUUAUGCCAAUGAUUCCUGAGAUCAUUUUGGAUGAUGAUCAGUUGGGGGUCUUAAAUUUUUGUUUGGCAUAAGAAAAGUUUUGCAGAUGCUGUAGUUCUCUCACUGCUUGCUAGAGUAUACUGUGCUUGAGUUAUGAUUCCACUAUUCUAGUACUGUUCUCAAAUUCAAUUUUGUAAAAUGAGAAUAUUAUGGCAAACCUCAAGGAGAUUUUAGUGAUUUA
This is a messenger RNA of Hevea brasiliensis (rubber tree), 2392 nucleotides long. RefSeq names its product glycosyltransferase BC10-like. The transcript has 2 exons. NCBI's taxonomy places the organism in Eukaryota, Viridiplantae, Streptophyta, Magnoliopsida, Malpighiales, Euphorbiaceae. Gene Ontology annotation, molecular function: glycosyltransferase activity. The coding region runs from base 778 to 1959 and encodes 393 amino acids. The record is from RefSeq and is a predicted model, not a curated record. Gene Ontology annotation, cellular component: membrane.